Molecule: messenger RNA, 1519 nt
Organism: Suricata suricatta (meerkat)
Lineage: Eukaryota; Metazoa; Chordata; Mammalia; Carnivora; Herpestidae
Gene: TMEM179B
Product: transmembrane protein 179B
Exons: 5
Coding region: 54-713 (219 amino acids)
Source: RefSeq, a predicted model, not a curated record
CGGGGCUUGGGCGGUUGGCUGCCUCGGCGGCGCUUCCUAGUGGCGAGGGCGCCAUGGCGCUCCCCUGGUCCCAGCGCUUCGAGCUCUUGCUUUUUACAGCGGCCUUCCUGUGCGGGGCCGUGGCGGCCGCGACGCUGACCCGGACCCAGGGCUCCUUCCAUGGCCAUUGUCCCCUGUAUGGUGUGACCGCCCUGAAUGGCUCCUCCCUGGCCUUAUCCCAACCUUCGGCCCCAUCCCUCUGCUACUUUGUGGCUGGGGUCUCUGGCCUCCUGGCCCUCUACUGCCUCCUGCUUCUGCUCUUCUGGGUCUACAGCAGCUGUAUCGAGGACUCCCACAGAGGCCCUGCAGGGCUCCGCAUCGCACUCGCCAUCUCCGCUAUAGCCACCUUCCUGGUCUUAGUGUCUGCCUGCAUCCUUCGAUUUGGCACCCAUUCUCUCUGCAAAUCCAUCGUCUCCCUGAACUUUACAAUUAGCUGCUCUGAAGCCCAGACAAUUUCGUGGACACCCCCUGGAACCGCUCUGAAGUUUUACUCCAACCUACACGAUGCUGAAACCUCUUCCUGGGUGAAUCUGGGAUUGUGGUCUGCGGUCUUGAUGCUUCAGGCGGUGCAGUGGAAGUCGGAAGCCACACCGUAUCGGCCUCUGGAGCGGGGGGACCCCGAAUGGAGCUCUGAGACAGAUGCUCUUGUUGGGCCACGCCUUUCUCGUUCGUGAAGAGUAACCCGAAAAUCCUUCUGGCAGCCAGACUCCGUGCCCACGUGCCUACAGUCCUCUUGCCCCCGCGUGGCCCUGUUUAUACCGGAGCUUGUUUUUCCCUCCAGGAGGGAAACCUGACCAUGGGCUCCCUCCACCUCUCUUCCUACAGCUGUUUUUGUACCAAAACAUUAUAUUAUUUUCUUCCUUCAUCUUGGUACUGAGCUCUUGGUGUUGAAAGCACUGUAGGCAGGUGGAUCGGAGGACGGGCGGAGUGAAAGCCAAACAGACACGGAACGAAAAGAGGUAGUGUCAGCUGGCCCUGGGACGGCCGCUCUUCUAUUUGUUGUCAGUGACCCCCCCCCAUCUCCGAGGUUCGGCUUUCAUUCCCCUCUGGGAGGGGCGAGCCGUCGGAGGUGGUUUCUUCACAAGCUGCGGUAGGCACCCACAGUGUGGUCAAAGAGCUUCGAGUUGGGGAAAUGCCCGGCUUUGUCCAGGAGGAAGUAGAAGCGCCGGCCUUUGAUCUUCAGAGGCAACAUGGCCGGGACUUCACCGCGGUGGGCCAUGCAGGACACGUGGCUCAAAGGAACGGUGAAAUGGGCACCCAAGCCAAAGGGGGCGUGAGUGGUGAGGGCCACCUGCUUGCCUCCAGCCAGCAGCAUCACCGAACGCACCGAACGCAGGGAGAAGAGGAGCCCGGCACCAAGUACCAGGGUGCCUGCGGGGAGAGCGAAGUCUGGGGUGAAGGGUUUCCGCUGGAGAGCUAAGCAGGAACUUUCCCAGUGCCCCCGAAUUAAAAAAGAUACUGUGAUGAUGGGAACAUGUUU